Molecule: messenger RNA, 2198 nt
Organism: Trichoderma harzianum CBS 226.95
Lineage: Eukaryota; Fungi; Ascomycota; Sordariomycetes; Hypocreales; Hypocreaceae
Exons: 1
Coding region: 409-2046 (545 amino acids)
Source: RefSeq, a predicted model, not a curated record
GAGGAGGUUGCUUCAUCAGCUUGGGCUAUGUCAUGCAUGCUGCCGAGGGAACUGUCUUUAAGGGGUUGAGUUUUUUUUUUUAUAAAGAGAUGGUAUGUUCACUCCUUCACGCUUAUUAAAGUUAUACGAGGUUGCUCGACUACGUAUAAUCUUCUAUGACUGCUACCUAUGUGAAGGAGUUACUCGGCUGGAUGACUGGCAAAAGAGAGAAAUGAAGCCAUGAAGGAGAAAGGAGGGCCAAGUUUUUUAUCUUUGCAAUAUUUGCAUCAUCUCACUGAGAUUAAUGCGUCGUUGAUCAACCCUCUUUCAUUCUUUACUGUUAUCAUUAUCAUUACUGCCUUGACUAUGUUUUGAUCAUACUCACCAUUACUAUCCACCACUACUGGAAAAGGAGACAGAUGCGGAACCAUGCUGUGGUUCAUUAAGCGGCGAGACCCAGCUCUUGCAGACGUCUCCGAUGAAGCCCUUCGGCAGCUCACGAAGCUGCUUUACAUGGAUACCGCCGACUAUUUUGGUCACCGAGCUACAGACUGGCUCGCUAAACAAGAGCAACAAAUCGAGGAGCUCGACGUUAAGCUGCUGCGUCCAAGAAACCUAUUAGCGCGCCUCACUCUCGGCUUGUGUGGGCACAGAUUACCACUUUACCCAGAGGAACCGAGGCUAUGCACGGCACAUAAAGCUCUAGACUCGAGAAUCAUCCGAUGUAUACUGCAGUUGGUUGUGGACGAGUGUACGAUACAGACGAAUCGGUAUCGCAGCCUACGACUCAAAAAGAUGCUGAAACCUUCACUGGAGGAUUGGAUGAAGAGAGUCGAUUCUAUAACGGCGCUUUGGCUGGGCGAAGACAAGUUUCGGCGUGUCUUUGGGUGUCAUCUCAAGGAUAGGAUGCCAGAUUGCACCAGGACCAAGUGCGAGGCAUGUAUGCUUGCUGUGAUUGGUGGCUCUUCGAUAUGUCUUACGGAUCUUCGGGCCAGUGUGUUGGCGAGACAGACGUAUAAUACGGAGCUUAUGGGGCGGGAAUAUAGGAGGCCACGAUUGCUAAGGGUGAUUGACUCGUGGAUAUCCUUUUUUCAGGAGGACUCCCAGAAAGAGAUUUGCGAAUGUAGCAAAGCCAUGGCGAGUGAGAUUGUCGAAAUGCGCACUUUGGCGAGGAAGAAGAGAGAUAAACGAGAUGAGAGACGGAGAAGAAGGGGGAAGCCACCUAGAGGGCGUAGCAAUGUGAGAGUGAGGUUGACGAAAGAAGGGCUACCGAUUCCACGACAGCCGAGACUUCGAAGGCGUGAUAAGGAGAGGCUUGCUAAGAAGACUGAGAAGAUGGAGACGCUGUUGUCACUUCAGGAGACGGUGGUUGAGCAGCAGGAACAGGAGCCGGGAUUUUUUCCCCGUCUUGUUGUGGACAAGGAUUGUGAUUGCACGAGAAUUACAUCUUCAAUUUACUCUUCUCAGAAGGACAAUGGCACUACCGAGAAGAUGAAGGACUCCAAAUCUAAUGGGGUAAAGCAACAACACGACUUUGGGAAAGACACGUCAUUAGACAAAGAUACAUGUGAAAAGGAAGUCGUCGAAGAAGAAUUUUUGGUGCAAGGCCACCGCCAGCUAACCCCUGACGAUGACACAUCUUGUAAAAGCAUCAGCAUACAAGGCAAGCUCAGCUUCGACACAAAAACAACCUCAAGUUGGACAAGCAAAAUCGACGAAGAUUCGCCGCACAUCGUUCAACUGCCCCGCAGCGAAGACAUCUUGACUCGUGAGGACACAGCAUCGAGCGUGUACUCUUGCGACGAGCGUGUCAAAACCACAACGAAGACGACGACGAUGUUUGAAGAAGCGCUUUCGGUGUUUUCUGAGUUUAUGCGUGAAUCAGCCGCCAUAGCGUCGUUGCGGCUGAAUAAUGAGAAUAAGUAUUGUGCCAACAGAGAGAGGGAGACAGAGAGGGAGAAGAGUGAAAAUCACAAGGCGGCGUUGGCGAUGUUGGAAGGGAGAGAACAGGAUGAAGAUGCUGCGUCGUGCUAUGAGACGAUGGGGUGGGGAGGACCUAGCAGGUGAUGGAUGCUAUGCUUGCUUGUAUCGUUGAAGGAUGACGUAUCCGCUCUGGUAUAUUGGCUGUGCUAUAUAUGACAUGGAGAUGUAGGAGUGAUAUAUACACAGAGAGAAGAAAGGCCAAGUGAGGAUAUCUAUAGUCUUUUUUUUUUUUUUUU